Messenger RNA from Hippocampus comes (tiger tail seahorse), 632 nucleotides. RefSeq names its product glutamate receptor ionotropic, NMDA 1-like. The transcript has 4 exons. The record is from RefSeq and is a predicted model, not a curated record. Lineage: Eukaryota; Metazoa; Chordata; Actinopteri; Syngnathiformes; Syngnathidae. The annotation marks the transcript as partial.
CAAGCUGCACGCCUUCAUCUGGGACAGCGCCGUGCUGGAGUUCGAGGCCUCGCAGAAAUGCGACCUAGUGACCACCGGGGAACUUUUCUUCCGCUCGGGCUUCGGCAUCGGGAUGAGGAAGGACAGCCCCUGGAAGCAGAACGUGUCACUCGCCAUCCUCAGUUCCCACGAGAACGGCUUCAUGGAGGAUCUGGACAAGACGUGGGUUCGCUACCAGGAGUGCGACUCCAGGAGCAACGCGCCCGCCACUCUCACCUUCGAGAACAUGGCAGGCGUGUUCAUGCUGGUGGCGGGAGGCAUCGUGGCGGGCAUCUUCCUCAUCUUCAUCGAGAUCGCCUACAAGCGCCACAAGGACGCCCGCAGGAAGCAGAUGCAGUUGGCGUUCGCCGCCGUCAAUGUCUGGAGGAAGAACCUGCAGCCGUACCCGACUGACAUCACCGGUCAGAUCAACUUAUCGGACCCCUCCGUCAGCACCGUGGUCUGAACGCUGCGGCCACGCCCACCGCCGCACACAAAACCCCAACACACACGUACACAAAACACGCGAGCACAUACCAGUAAGUCAUUUUAUUUUGCUAGCGUAAGUGUUCUAGUGUUUCCUGGUCAUUUCGGGCGGAGUCAGUGGACACCGU